UCCUCCGAGAGAGAGAAGGAGAGAAUUAGAGAACGCACACUUAGAUUCACACAGGACACCGAAUUGGACAGGAGAAGUACUCCAGAUAUAACAAACUGACCCCAGCCCCCCGACACAUAAACUACUGCAGCAUAAAUACUGAAGGCUGAGACAGGAGGGGUCAGGAGACACUGUGGCCCCACCCGAGGACACCCCCGGACAGGGCCAAACAGGAAGGAUAUAACCCCACCCACUAUGCCAAAGCACAGCCCCCACACCACUGGAGGGAUAUCUUCAACCACCAACUUACCAUCCUGAGACAAAGCUGAGUAUUGCCCGCAAAGAUCUCCGCCACGGCACAACCCAAGGGGGGGCGCCAACCCAGACAGGAUGACCACAUCAGUGAAUCAACCCACUCAGGUGACGCACCCCCUCAGGGACGGCGAAAGCACACCAUGCGAUUAUGAUAGGUCAGCACCUAGUCACAGAAAACCAUACAGCCAUUUUUCCAGCCAGAGAGGAGUCACAAACAGCAGAAAUAGAGAGAGAAUUAAUCACUUACCUUUGAUGAUCUUCAUCAGAUAGCACUCAUAGGACUUCAUGUUACACAGUACAUAUGUUUUGUUCGAUAAAGUUCAUAUUUAUAUUCAAAAACCUCAGUUUACAUUGGCUCGUUAUGGUCAGAAAUGCAUUGUCUCAAACAAACAUCCGGUGAAAGUGCAGAGAGCCAUAUCAAAUUACAGAAAUACUCAUCAUAAACAUUGAUAAACAAUACAAGUGUUGUACAUGAAAAUAUAGACAAAAUUAUCCUUAAUGCAACCGCUGUCAGAUAUCAAAAGGCUUUACGGAGAAAGCACACUUUGCGAUUAUGUUAGGUCUGCACCUAGCCACAGAAACCCAUACAGCCAUUUUCCAGCCAAGGAGAGUGUCACAAUCGUCAGAAAUAGCAUUAAAAUGAAUCACUUACCUUUGAUCUUCACCUGGUGGCGCUCCCAGGUCUCCAUGUUAGACAAUUAAUGUUUGUUUUGUUCAAUAAUGUCCCUCUUUAUGACCAAAUACCUCCUUUUUGUCCGCGUUUUGUCCAGUAAUCCGAAUGCUUAAGGCGCGUGCAAGUCCAGACGAAAAGUUUUUAAAAAGUACAAUAAAAGUUAGUAGAAACAUGCGAAACGCUGUUUAAAAUCAAUCGUCCGGUUGUUUUUGUCAUAAAUAAUCAAUACUAUUUCAAUGGGACAGAAGUUUCGUCAAUAGAAAAGGAGAAACAAGAAAGGCGUGUUCCCGAUCAGGCGCAUGGCUGAUGAUUGAGCUGGCCACUGAUUGAAAGUGCUAUAUCUCCUUCAUUUUUCAGAGUCAAAGCCUGAAACAAUGCCUAAAUACUGGCCACAUGUAGAGGAAGCCAUAGAGACCGUGAACUGGGUCCUAAGUCUUUGUACGGUGGAUAGGCAUUCAAUGGAAAAACAGCCUUUCAAAAUAAUAGUACUUCCUGGUUGGAUUUUCCUCUGAUUUUUGCCUGCCAUAUCAGUUCUGUGAUACUCACAGACAACCAAUUAUAUCAUCUACUAAUUAUAUGCAUAUCCCAUCUUCUGGGCCUGAGUAGCAAGCAGUUUUAAUUUGGACACGCUUUUCAUCCAAAAUUCAGAAUGCUGCCCCCUACCCUAGUGAAGUUAAGUUAAGCUUGUGAGUCUAUGUGCGUUGACAACUCAACUGUAUACAUGUCAGCUACAACAGUAAUAUAAAUCACUGACACCCAAUCACUUAACAUAGAAAUCCAGACAGUUUUAGAAUGGGUAACUAUCAGUGGGCUGGUGUUAUCUAAAAACUAAAAGCAUUGUUUAUGGGACAAAUCACUCACACAACCCUAAACCUCAUUUAGAUGUAUUAUUGCAUGUGGCAAAUCAGCAAGUUGAGGGGACUAAACUGCUGGGUGUAACCCUAGAUAGCAAAAAAUAUAGACUCAUUGGUUGCUAAAAUGGGAAAAGGUCUGUCCAUGAUAAGGCAUUUCUCUGCUUUCUUGAUCUAAAUCCUACAAGCCCUAGUUUUGUCGCACCUGGACUACUGCCCAGUUGUGUGGCAAAGGACAUGUGAAUGUAACAAUUGGUCCAGAACAGAGCAGCACGUAUUGCACUUUAGAUGUCAGUAGUAUGCAUGUAAAUCUCUCCUGGCUCAAAGUUGAGGAGAGAUUGACUGCAUCACUAUUGGUCGUUGUGUGAGGUGUUGAUGUGUUAAAGGUACUGAACUGUCUGUUCAAGCACUUGGCACACAGUUCAGACACUGAUCUGUAUCACACAAGACAUGCAGCCAGAUGUCUCUUUAUAGUUCCCAGGUCCAGAACAGAGGCUGGGAAACACGCCACAGUAUGAAAUAGAGCCACAUGAAUAGAUGGAAUUCUCUGUCACCACAGGUAACUCAAAUUAGCAAUAAAACAAGAUUCAAAAACCAGAUAACAUAACACCUUAAGGCACGACGGGGACUGUGAAGAGACAGACAUUUUUAUAUAUAUAUAUAUAUAUACUGAACAAAAAAUGUUAACGCAGUAGUUCUGGUCCCAUGUUGGUCCCAUGCAAACCUUUCCAUACACACAAAAAACAAACAUUUGUGCACACAUUUGUUUACAUCCCUGUUAGUGAGCAUUUCUCCUUUGCCAAGAUAACCCAUCCACUUGCUAGAUGUGCAUAAAUUGCAUGUAUUUUUUUGUGAAUUUUGUAGUUAGCAUUGUAUAAUGUAUUGAAUUAUGUAGUUUUAAGUAUUUUAUUUGUUGUGUUUUGGCAGCUGCUAAUUGGGGAUCCAAAUAAAACACUAAAUACAAACAUUAAAGCACUGUUGCAGAUAUUUAGUUGAAACCUGGGUGAAAUUGAGAACUAUUAUGUACAUUUAAUCAAAAAAGCCACCAAGCUAUUGUAAAAUAAAGUUGACUAAAACAAUCAAACUGAAUAGUUUAGCGCUGUGAAAUUAGACACGGGAUAUUAGUCAUAUCACAUGUAGUAUUGUGCCCAGGGAAAAUAUCACUGAUCUCAUAUUGAAAGAUAAUAGCAUGGGAUGACAGAGGAGAUACAGCGGAAUCAAUAACCAAAAGCAGGGGAUGGUUGAACGGGUAGCGUAAGCUUACUCCAUGACAUCUGGGAUUUUCCUUUAACCGAUCUGCUCUCCAUUGGGGUGGCAGGUAGCCUAGUGGUUAAAGUGUUGAGCCAGUAACCGAAAGGUUGGUGGAUGGAAUUCCUGAGCUGACCAGGUAAAAAUGAGUCGUUCUGCCCCUGAACAAGGCAGUUAACUGUUCCUAGGCUGUCAUUGUAAAUAAGAAUUUGUUCUUCACUGACUUGCCUGGUUGAAUAAAACAUCUGCUCUUCAUUUAACCUAUCUGCCCUUCCACCUAUCCAUGUCACCCUUUUUUAUUCUCCUAAUUUUCCCUUUCCUCCUAUUUUGUCUCAUUCUUUCCUCUGCCACUGUCCCGUCUCCUAUUCCUCUCUCUGUUUCUUCUGCUCUCUGUCUUCUUCCCCUCUCUUCCUUCCACCUUCCUCCUCCUCCCUCGCUCUCCUACAUAAAGCCCCCCCCCCACACACGGGCCCUGCUGCUGUCAUUGAACCUGUUGAAGUUUGCUAAUUAAGAUCCCAUUCAAAUUCAUCAUACCAUUUGGACAGCGGUCCAGCAGACACAGGAUAAGAGGGCUCCCGUCACCGUGACAACGGGCGCUAAUGGAGACGGUGGACUGGGCGGAUGGGUGGUGAUGAUGCUCCUCCUCCGAGCUACUUAACACCAUGGCUUUGAUCUGGCCCGGCACUCACUCCUCCUGUCCUGUCUGCUCACUGCACAGCUAAGACUGAGACUGGGCUGUGUUAUCUGAUCUGGGUCCAGACUGGGAGAAAGAGGAUAAGAGAGAGAGAAGAGGAGGAGAAGAUGUCUACAGGCUGUGGCUGUGUGAGGUCGCCCCAGGAGACAGCGGAACACAGACUGACGGGUGGACAGGAGCACCACUAUCAGAUGGUGGAGCCUGUGAGGACCCUGCUAGAGGAGGGGGCAGGGAUGACCAGAGCUGUGCAGGGGAAACACUGUCCUGAGGCAGUGCACCCCGAGGAGCAGGAACUGAAGAAACCACGCAGGAAAGACACGCCCGUCCUCAACACUCCUCCACUCAUACCAGUCACUUGCCUUCAUCAGGUGUGAGGAUGGUGAAAGGAGAGAAGAGAAUGAUUCACAUGGAGGAUGAAGAGAAGGAUGGAAAGAACUAGAAGUCAUUGGAGGAGAGAUUCUUGCCUACAAUUUUUUGUUGUUGACAUCGUUGUUCCCUGUUGUCACAUUACUAAUAUGUAGCCUAUACAUGUUAAUUAAAAGUAGCUCUACAAUG
This is a messenger RNA of Oncorhynchus masou masou (cherry salmon), 4315 nucleotides long. RefSeq names its product protein phosphatase 1 regulatory subunit 17 (gene ppp1r17). Bases 3868 to 4134 code for a protein of 88 amino acids. The record is from RefSeq and is a predicted model, not a curated record. Gene Ontology annotation, biological process: regulation of phosphatase activity. Lineage: Eukaryota; Metazoa; Chordata; Actinopteri; Salmoniformes; Salmonidae. The transcript is spliced from 4 exons. Gene Ontology annotation, molecular function: protein phosphatase inhibitor activity.